This is a messenger RNA of Closterium sp. NIES-67, 2062 nucleotides long. The record is from the annotation of a GenBank genome assembly. NCBI's taxonomy places the organism in Eukaryota, Viridiplantae, Streptophyta, Zygnematophyceae, Desmidiales, Closteriaceae.
AGCCUGAAUUGCCGAAGCAGCUUGACGAACACGAGUAGUCGCCUAAAGAGUACUCUCGCCCUCGUCGUAAUACGCGCUAGUGCUUAGAUGGCCGUUCCGCCUUGGGGCCAGACCCCUCACAGCUUUCGCGCCUUGGCCCGGCUUCCGGCUCCUAGAUUCUGGGCGAAACCGAAUCCACGCGGUUGACGAAUUCCUUCUGAUCUUUUCUCCAGGCGAUGAGCAUCGCAGCGAGAGCCAAGUUUCCCUCGUUUGUAUCACGGAGCACGGAAUUACUGUUAUUCCCCGCGGUCCCGCUUCCCACGCCUUUUUUUCCUCCGCGUCGCUCCUCGAUUGUUCCGCUUCCCUCCUCGUUCAGUCGGCAUGGCGAACUUGAGAGCUUUUCGUGUGUCUUGUACCACCGCGUCACAGCUCGCUGGUUUCGUUACCCACGCAAUCUACUUCUUCUGUCGCGCGCCUUCCCUGGGAGCCUCUUAGAUUCUCGUGGCUUUCCCUCGCUUUACAAUUCUUAACUCUCCCAAUUGAGCCACUUUCGCGCGAGCCUGAUUUAGUACUGUCACGCUUAGAAGUUGAGUUGGUGUUUUAGAAUUCUCAAAACCAAUUCUACGGCUCUUACCUUCUCCUCCACAACAGGCGUUGACCAGUUAAUUUCUCCCUCGCUUGAAGCAGCCAUGGCAACAAGCAGCAACGAGUUGGAUGCUUUCAGGGGGAAAUUGAUCGAGUGUCAGCAGAGCAAAAAACAGGCCGAUGAUGAGUUGGCUCAGCUGCUCGCACAAGCGCUGCAGCAGCUGCGCAGCCAGUCAGCCGAAGCAGCAUCACUGCGGGGGACGCUGGAUGUGAUGCGAGUCGUGAAUGCCAAGCUGGCAGCACGGAUUAAGGGAUCUGAGAAGGCGGAAGCUAGAGUGAAGGAGCUCGAGUGGGCAGAAGCUAGAGUGCAGGAGGUAGAGAAGCUGCUGGCAGUGAGGGCGAGGGAGCAUGAAACAAUGGACUCCUUGCGCGCAGUGAAUGCAGAGCUGCUGACCCAGGUGAAAGCGCUUGAGAGGGCGGAAGCUCGACUGAAGGAGUUAGAGCAGGUGGUCGUGAGUGCGAGGGAGUAUGAGACGCUGGACGCGCUGCGCGCCGUGAAUGCAGAGCUGAUGGCACGGGUGAAGGUGCUCGAGCGGGCGGAAGAAGCUCGACUGAAGGAGUUGGAGCAGGUGGUUGUGCGGGCGAGCCAGUAUGAGACGCUGGAUUCCUUGCGCGCAGCGAAUGCAGAGCUGAUGGCGCGGGUCAAGGUGCUCGAGCACGUGGAGGCUGGAGGGAAGGAGCUUGAGAUUAGGGUUGGAGAGAUUGAGAAAAUGGAGGCAAGGGUAAGAGAGUAUGAGACAAUGGAGGCAAGGGCAAAGGAUUCAGAUAGCUUGAGAGCGAAGGUGAGAGCUCUGGAGGAGGAAAUCGAGGGCCUGGUCACGAGGGCAAGAGAGGCGGAGUACCUGGACGCACGGGUUAGACAGCUUGAGGGGUAUGAGGAGGAAGCACGAGGGGCACGGGAUGUGGUGAAGCGGCUCACACGGGAGAUAAGGCAUUUGGAGUGGAAGGUGCACGAGCCUGAGCAAAGGGAGAUGGUGGAGAGGAUGGAGAGGAGGGUGAAGGAAAUGAGGAAAGAUUUGGACGAGAUGACGCAGCAGCGGAACGGGUUGCGCCAGCAGCUGAGGAACACCCUAGAGCACAGGGGGAGGUUGCGGCAACAACUGAUGGAAGCUCGGGACAUGUCCUUCACGGUGAUGCGUGACUGCUUGGGAGAUCUUAACAAAGUGUCAGCGGAGGGCAUACCACAGCUAGUGAACGCUAUAAACACAUACAUUCAGCCAGAGCUGGAGCAGGAAGGGGAAGACCUGGUGGAAGUCAACCCAGAGCCCAAGAUAGGGGAGGUCAUGAGGCUGUUAGCUGAUACCAUUGGGACACUGCUUGCUGCUGCUCCCAGGUUAUCGAGCUUGCAUAUACCACUAAAAGCCUCCUCAAGGCUCUUGUUUUGAGCCACUGUAGGUUAUGUCAACUUGAAUUCAAGGAUUAAACCGUAUAUUCAAAU